AUGGAAUGCAGCGUGGUCCGGGAAGUGUUCCGGGAAGCAACCGACUUCUUGAUGCAUUCGUCUUUCGGCGCUGCGAACAGCGCCGCGCCGACGACGCAAAGCGAGGCAGGGUCGCGGAAUGGCUUCACACCAGCAGUGGCGAUGAGAUUGCAGGCCCUGCUGCUGGAAAUCUUUCUGCUGCUUUUUGCUGCAGUUGCCCAGCCGCGUGGGUCGGAUGAGGAGCAGCCACAGGUGCGUUCUGCGCCGUACCUUUCACUGGCUGAAGGUCUCAGCAGACCGGCUGUAGGCACCCCGGCCUCCAAGAAUGGGAAGCCAAAGGGUGCUGAGGCAGAGGCCAGACAACCCGAGCCAAAGUUGCUGGGGGCAGGAGACGCCUUGUUGCCUUUCGUGGCGGCCUUCCAGGAGGUGCUGCAGGAAAAGGAAGACGAGGGUGAAGGCCAGCCGGAAGACUCGGGGGAUCUUCGAGCUCAGGCGUUCAUCGCUACGCUGCUCAACUCUAUCUGGCUGGAACCGUUUGCGGGGCUGCUGCCGAGCCCUCCCAAGGAGGUGCUGCACCUCGUGCAGUCGGGCCCGUCGCGGGGAGACGACGCCGACGGAAGCCUUGGCAAGAAAGCCGAGGUGUCCCGAAUGUACCUCGCCAGCUCCGAGCUGAUGCCGGGUCUUCCGUCUGGCUAUGUGGGAGACGAGGGAGCGGGUUCUUCUGAGGGCGCCGCCGCCGGGAAGUCGCUGGCCCGGAGGUCCCUCAUCGUUCUUUUGCUGCUCUUGUUUUACAACACGAAGGAUCAUCCGGAUCUGGCCAAAGCAUUUGCCUCUUUAGCCGAUGUGCGGCAGAGCUCCGCAGACGACUGUGCGUACUCCGUCCUGGCGGCACCAAUACAUUUUCCGCGCCUCCUGCGGGCGAUACUGCAAAAGCUGCAGGAGCCCGGGUAUCCCCUCCUACUCUACGCCAUGGUCGUGCGGGUGCCGAAGUUCCGCAAGUACUGCUCCAGCAAUCCAGAGAAGGUCUUGCCGACAGUGUUGGAGGCGCUCAAUGCUCUGCCCUCCUCCACUGAAAACAAGGCGACCAUGGUGGCUACCCCACCAGCUGCCACAGCCCUGCUCAUCGUUCUUCUCUGCCUCACAGGGGACAGGGGCUUCUGUGAGCAAGCUUCUGUGGUGCACCUCGAGGAUGCGCGCAGCGUCCUUGGAGCCUCCCAGAGGUCCAUCCGCGACAUUUCGCUCUCCUCACUUCUCGUGGUGGUGCUGCUCCGUGUCGCACACUGGAACUUCGGUGCCGGUCGAGAUUCGUUCUUCAACCGUGCAAUUGCAGGCACGCUUGGGAAUCUCGCCGGGCACGGCGUCGAGCAUGCCGCUUGCCACGGCCCCUUCAUUACCAGCACCCCUGGGUCCGGAUGGGCUUAG
Messenger RNA from Symbiodinium sp. CCMP2592, 1401 nucleotides. The record is from the annotation of a GenBank genome assembly. NCBI's taxonomy places the organism in Eukaryota, Dinophyceae, Suessiales, Symbiodiniaceae.